Alosa sapidissima (American shad) is the source of this 2340-nucleotide messenger RNA. It is a transcript of the gene chst15a, whose product is annotated as carbohydrate (N-acetylgalactosamine 4-sulfate 6-O) sulfotransferase 15. The coding region runs from base 630 to 2195 and encodes 521 amino acids. The record is from RefSeq and is a predicted model, not a curated record. Lineage: Eukaryota; Metazoa; Chordata; Actinopteri; Clupeiformes; Clupeidae. Gene Ontology annotation, molecular function: N-acetylgalactosamine 4-sulfate 6-O-sulfotransferase activity. The transcript has 8 exons. Gene Ontology annotation, biological process: hexose biosynthetic process.
AAAUUUAUUAAAACGAUGACGCUUUCGAUUGUGUCGUGUGUCAAUUCGAUUUCAUAUGUGCAGCAAAGAUUCUAGAGCGGAGCUUUUGACGUGCAGUGCAGUGCCUGCCUGAACAUUUCACACAGACUGUAGCCUACACACCACACCUGAUAUGCGAUUAUUUUUAAUAUUUCGCAUACUAUUUCGUGCUCACCUCACACAGGUUCACACAACUGUCUGUUGACUUCUGAGUUAAUUAUAGAGUUUACUUCAUGUAAGUAAGUUUCGUCUUGUGACGCUAACAUAGCCUAGGCUAGGCCUACUCAACGGAUAACAUGUUGGAUUAAGUCAUCUUCAUUUCCAAACCUAGAGAAUGUACACGUAUGUAGAAGAUAAGGAUGAAGGGAGACUGAGGUAGGAGCUGACUCCUGGUCUGCAGGACCGACGACCGCACCGCCAUCUGGAGUGAUCGCUGGUGCGGCCUCCAGAGCAGCAUCUGGCUGUGGCUCUGAUGGAGAGGCCCAUUCAUCCCUUCCCAGAUGUGUCCCGCGGCAUUCCGGGUGAUCUGGAAGCCUCCAUCUCCUGAGUCCAAUUUAAUUAUCUGCGACUCUCCCACACUGCAAUCCGCUUGAUUUUGAGGCAUCUCCCAAAUGGACUACAAAUAUGGCCGCCUUAGCCUCCCUGCCCAGGCUGAGGACUACAGAAGAGAGCCUAUCCUGCAAAAUGCAGGCAAUAGGUCGAUGAGCCUGUUGGCUCUAGUGGAGGGGAACAGAGGGCAAUGGUGGCCCUGGGGCAACAAGAAGGCCAAGCUUUAUAGUUUCCUGUUUGGACUGACAGUGGCCUUUCUGAUCACAGCAUCCUAUGUCCUUAAUGGUGACAAGAAGGGAAUUAGUCUCCUGCUGACCCCAUCGCCAUACCACUUCCAGGUUGUGAGCAAUACAGGACAUCACCCUUAUAACCUGACCUUUGACAGAGACUAUGCUGGUGUUAAAGAGGUGGUGAAGAGCAUUGUAGCCAAAGUGGAGUUCAGCCAUCGAAGAGUGCCUGAUCUCAAAGAACUGCUGGAAAGUGAACCACAUAUAUUCUCCGUCAUCCCCCGUAAGUUCCUCACCAGCAUCAAAAAUCCUUGCUGGUACGAGGAGCAUAUUGGGAAUGCCACUGCUGACGCCUACGGGAAGAACGUGUACACCCUCUACUCACGCCGCUUCCAGGCCAUCUACAAAUACCUGAGGAAUGCUUUGAUGGAACAUCUGUACGAGCACGGAGGGAAACGGUACCGCCUGCGAUGCCUCCCUUACUUCUAUAUCAUGGGCCAGCCGAAGUGUGGCACUACGGACCUGUACGACCGGCUACGCCGGCACCCUGACGUCCGCUUCACAACUAUGAAGGAGCCCCACUGGUGGACCAGAAGAAGAUUUGGUAUCAUUAGGCUGAGUGAUGCCUUCCAGGCCCGCUACCCCAUGAAGGACUACCUGGAUCUGCUUGACCUGGCAGCUUUUCAGAUUCACGACAAUCUCUUGGGGAACCGAUCCAAAGGUCGCACCAAGCGGGAUAUCAUUAUUGGUGAGGCCAGUGCAUCAACUAUGUGGGACAACAAUGCCUGGGUGUAUUUCUACCAUAACGGGACAGAGGAGGAGCCGCCAUUCUUGGUGCUGGACUUCAUUCAUGCUGUUCAACCUGAUGCCAAAUUUAUUGUGAUGCUCAGAGAUCCAGUAGAGAGACUCUACUCUGAUUACUUGUACUUCGGCCUGGCCAACAAGUCCGUGGAGGACUUCCACGAGAGGGUGUCCGAGUCCCUGCAGCUGUUGGAGACGUGCCUGUCUGAGAGCUCCCUGCGUUCCUGCGUCUACAAUACCUCCCUCAAUGUGGCCAUGCCCGUAAGACUCCAGGUUGGCCUGUACAUAGUGUAUUUACUGGACUGGCUGUCAGUGUACAGCAAAGAGCAGAUCUUAGUGCUUCGCCUGGAGGAUCAUGCAGCCAACUGCAAAAAAACAAUGCACAAAGUCUUCAAAUUCCUCAGUUUAGGACCUCUGUCGGAAGAGAAGGAGGCUGAAAUCACUAAGAGUCCAGCUUCCAACACCAGGAGAAAAGCUGACCUGAACCUGGGACCCAUGUUGCCUGUGACAAGGGACAUCCUCCAGCAGUUUUAUUGGCCCUUCAACCAGAGACUAGCCAAGAUGCUUCAAGACAAGGCCUUCCUAUGGACACAGUCCUGAGAAGAUGAACCAGUUUGUCUUUGGAACAGCAUUUCCAUAUAGAUGGCUUUUAGGAGACCUCCAAAUGGAGACACUCCACUGUGACAGAGAUGCAAAAUGCUUCUAAAGACAAAAAUAAAUCCCUAUCAUUAUAGGUAUGUAUGGA